Molecule: messenger RNA, 10106 nt
Organism: Mercenaria mercenaria
Lineage: Eukaryota; Metazoa; Mollusca; Bivalvia; Venerida; Veneridae
Product: glycogen synthase kinase-3 beta-like
Exons: 9
Coding region: 298-1560 (420 amino acids)
Biological process (GO): negative regulation of canonical Wnt signaling pathway; signal transduction; protein phosphorylation
Cellular component (GO): axon; cytoplasm; cytosol
Molecular function (GO): protein serine/threonine kinase activity; ATP binding
Source: RefSeq, a predicted model, not a curated record
AAAUAGUAGCGAAGAACAGCCAUUGGAAACGAUUUUCGGAUAAUUUGACGGUGUCAAAGGAGAAAUUACUCUAUUCUCAAGCCAUCUGCGUUAAAUGGGCUUUAACUUUUUAUUACAGGAAUUAGUUUUUGCCAACCUUACCUAUAAGCGAAGCAGUAUUUUUGCCAGGAAAUAAGGUUUCCAAUCUAAACUUCGUCAAGCACCACUUCUCAAUUUUUGGCCGCCAUACUUGAUGUAAAUGACGAAAGAAACCAUACUUCAUGAGCAGAUUCGCCCCCUCUUAGCUCCUUUCCAGCCAUGAGUGGGAGGCCUCGGACGACAUCCUUUGCAGAAGGUGGAAAAGCAGGUGGCUCUGCCCCAUUUGGAGGGAUGAAGACUAUCAAUAAGGAUGGAAGUAGGGUGACAACUGUGCUAGCUACAGCAGGUCAAGGCAAUGACAGGCCACAGGAAGUGUCGUAUACAGACGCUAAAGUCAUUGGAAAUGGUUCAUUUGGGGUUGUAUACCAAGCAAAACUGGUUGAAUCACAGGAGCUUGUUGCAAUCAAGAAGGUCCUGCAAGACAAACGAUUUAAGAAUAGAGAGUUACAGAUAAUGCGCAAGUUGGAGCACCAUAAUAUAGUCAAACUCAAGUACUUCUUUUAUUCUGCAGGAGAAAAGAAAGAUGAGGUUUUCCUGAAUCUUGUUUUGGAAUAUGUUCCAGAGAAUUUGUAUAGGGUAGCUCGACAUUACAGUAAAAAUAAGCAAACAAUCCCAAUGCUUUUCAUUAAGCUUUACAUGUACCAGUUGUUCCGGAGCCUUGCCUACAUUCAUUCACAAGGGGUGUGUCAUCGCGAUAUCAAACCACAAAACCUUCUACUUGACCCAGAUACAGGUGUUCUUAAACUCUGUGAUUUCGGAAGUGCCAAAGUAUUGGUGCGUGGUGAACCAAAUGUGUCGUAUAUUUGUUCUCGGUACUACAGAGCACCAGAACUUAUAUUUGGUGCUACAGAUUACACCUGUCAAAUAGAUGUAUGGUCAGCAGGCUGUGUGCUGGCAGAGUUACUGUUAGGUCAGCCAAUAUUCCCGGGUGAUAGUGGAGUAGAUCAACUCGUAGAGAUCAUCAAAGUACUAGGUACACCAACUAGAGAACAAAUCAGAGAGAUGAAUCCAAAUUAUUCAGAAUUCAAGUUCCCACAAAUCAAAGCACAUCCAUGGACAAAGGUGUUCCGACCACGUACGCCACCAGAAGCUAUACAAGUAGUUAGUCGACUACUGGAAUAUAUUCCGUCAGCCCGUAUUUCUCCCCUUGAAGCAUGUGCUCACGCUUUCUUUGACGAGUUGAGAGAGCCAAGCACACGAUUACCCAAUGGCAGAGAAUUGCCUGUUUUGUUUAAUUUCUCUCCACAAGAGCUUUUAAUUGCCCCUCAUUUGAAUGCAACAUUGAUACCUCCUCAUGCACGGACGUCUGGUUCUGACGCUCAAUCUGGCGGCACAACAGGACAGGACAUGGAGUCAAAGAGUGCUGGCAACCCUGGAGGUGAUGCAUCAACUUCUCAGGGUGCUGCUGGCGGCAACGCGUGAGCUCUAGUGAUUUUAGGAACUGCUCUGUAUUUAUUUCAUCAACUUUUAUGGUACAUGUACAAUAUUAUUUUAAAUUCCCCUUGUGAAGGGUUUAGCAACAUAGUGUGAGACACGACAGUGCGGAAUCUGAAUUGUGUUGUUUUUUACGGGAAAGGACAUCAGUGUUAUGAUGAUAUGUGCUGGAUUACUUUUUGUGCUUGUGUUUUAUUGUGUCAGUGACAUUUCGGAUGCUAUGCCUGACACAUUUUUAAGGAUUAUAAUGCAGCCAGAUGUUUUAACAUGGGGAAUAUUUACUAACGUUGUGUCUACUAAUUGAUUAUGCAGAAUUUACAUACAGUGGGCAGUUGAACCAAAAAUUACGAUGGGACAGUGUGGCUCCCUGCUGAUGAACUCAUAGCUUGAGACUUCAUGGGGGUAUCACAUGAAAAAAUACUUAGUCACGUUAAUUGCACAAGCGCUGAAAUUGAGUUCAUGCUGUUGAAUGCUCUUGUGUAAGAAGAAAUUUUUUUAUAUACAUGAUGUUAACAUGUUAUUCUAUGAAUACCAUGUACAAUAUAUCUGUGAAUGUAACUAUAGCUGAACCAAGGUUUAUGAACUGUAUAUAUGGACAUGUACCACGGAUAAAUGAUGCACAUGAAGAAAGAAUAGAGACGCAUGCAGUGGAUAACAUGAGAAUAUUUUACUUGGAGACAAAGACACAGAGAACUCGAAAUCAUUGAGAAUGUUUCAUCAUUAACAUGCCUGUUAUUAACUAACCACAACAAUUGUAUUCAACUUGUGUUAAGAAUCUGCAGCCCCCUUUAUUUUUAAACGUUUUUAGUCAUGUAAUCUCUCAUUGUUUAUCUCUGUUUUAAACAAGUACUUUUUUGGGGGAGGCAACUUAUUUAUUACGUUUCACAAGACAUUGAAAUGAAGCUCUUAACUAAGUAUAUACUUAUGUGAUUUAUAUUUGAAAAAAUCUGUUCUAAGUGCAAAUGAAUGCACAAUUUAUGUAAAGUUGUCAUACAUGUAUGUGUGAUUUACUAGUCCAAAGUUGAAUCCAUACAUAUAGGUAGUGUUAAUGAUGGCUAAAAAAGCUUUACUAGGAAAACUAGCUAUAGAAAGUCUUUCCUGCAGUUUUGGUUUCUAUUAUUCUUUUUGUCAAAUCGUAGCUGAAAUAUGUGUCGCAGAUGCAUCAUUUUAUUAACACUGACACCGUCCCUAAAUAUGCCCUGUUAAAUAACCUUCUCUGGAAUUUUGAUCGAAUCUGUCGCACUUCACCAUUGUUUGAAAUGUCAUGGACUCAUUACAGGAUUUAAGAAGGUGCUUUAUCAUUCCUUUGGUUUUGUUUAUAAAUUUCCAACAUCUAAAAAAGUAUUUUUACCAGUUUAAGUACUACGGAAUUCUACUGACUAUACAUAUAAACAUUUGGAGUUGUUGGGAUGUGUAAAAUUGAUUUCAUUGAAAGCAUUGUCCUGGAGUGGUGAUAAGUGUUAUGCGUUAUGUACUGCUCUCUUCCUGUUUAUUGGGCUCAGUAGAACCUCCUUAUGUUAAUCUUCCCCUGAACAGCAGUGAAUGGGAAAUAAUUUAAAUAAAGUGUUACAUCGAAUAUUCUUGUAUGAUAUGUACUGGAUUAAGUAUGUAGCUAGAGAUUUUCUGUUUUUAAAUAUUAGCAGUUUCUUUUAGUACUAGAAUGAACUUGCUGCUACAUGAUGUCUGAUGUGUGUAAAAUCCCGAUUUGGCCGGGCGUUGUUCUCAUUUUAUAAGACCAUUUAAAAAACAUGUUUGUUUGCAGAACUCCGAUCCACCCUCUUAAAAUUGCUUCUACCCAAAUCUUGGUUGUCUUUUAAGGGUCAGAUGCCUACUUCCCCUUUCAUAAACUGUAUAAAAUACUGUAUAAGUGGAAAAGAUUGCAACAUGGAAAUAGUUGCGAAUUUAGCGAAUUCAAGAAAUUUGUGAAAAUAACAGCCAGACUAAAUUUCUACAUUCACUAUGACAUUACAUUAUAGUCAAAGAUAAACAGAUUUGGUUUUGACACUUCAAUUUUCAGCAAUAUGUGAAUAUUUCCGCUCACAGAAUGUCUGGAAUUGGCAGUUAGCGAACUUUUUGACCAGUAAAAAUAUCCAUUUAUACAGUACUACAGUAUCAACCCUAAUGUUCCUGGUAUACUCUGUCAGUAUUUUAAUUAGUUCCAUCUUGACAGGUAAGGAAAUAACCCAUCUACCUAUCUACAUACCUACCUACCUACCUACCCACAUUGGAAAAUUGAAGUUUAAAGCUUAGUUAAGAUUUGCAGUUUUUGUGGGGUAAAACAAGAAAUGAGUAGCAGUGUGCAGAAGUAAAGCUGUAUGUGAUCAUAUGUUACAUUGUUUAAUGACAGAUUUCAUAGACAUACUGUGUUAAUAAAAAACAAAAUGUGACCAACAUAUGAUAUUGUGUAGAUUGGAAGAAUUGUUUGACUGACAUGUAAUGUAUGAAACAAAAAAACUUGUUUUAGACAUAUUUUGUAAACAGACAUUUGAUUCAAAUGACCUAUUAUUAUCCAUAAGUCUGACAGAAUUGUGAAAUAGAAAAUUGUUUGACCAACAUACUGUAUAGAAAAUUAUUUUACUGAAUUACUGUUUAGAAGUAAAGCACCAUGAAGUUAUGUUGAAAGAAAGCAAUGUAUGUGACUAGUAUUGUGUAUACAUGUAUUGUGUAAAGCAGUAUAUAGGUGACAUAUUGUGUAAAACUACUGUUAUAAUUGACAUAUUACAUAGAGGAAAGGAUAAGUUGUGAGUCAUGCCCAGUCAUGUCUCUGUAGAUUAACAAGAUGUUACUGGUACAUAUACAUGUCUGUAAUGUAUUUUUACAGAAUAUAUCUCUAUUUCCAUUGGAAUAAUACUAUUAUUGAUCAGUUUCUCAGCUGGAUAAAUUGAUUAAAUAUACUUGUAGGAUGCUAAUAGGGUAGUUUUAUGAAGAUAUUAUUUUCAUCCUUUUAUAAGGCAGAUUUAAAUGCAUUCUCAGUGCACAAUUUCUUCUUUCUGAAUUAUUCAUGUUUUGAAGAAGCAUGAUUCCAGCUAAAUCUGUAGGGGUGUUUUAGUUCAAGACUGGUAUUAUGAAAAUCACUGCCUCAUACGCUUACUCAUCAUACAAACUGGACAAGAAAAACAUGUGCAAAUGAAAUGUUUUAUAUUUCAUUCAAAAUCAUCUGAAAAAUCCUGUGUUUUCAAGUCUGAAUCUCAUUUUUAGAUAUUGAGGUUUUCAGCUUGAACAUGUGGAUGUUUAAACUUAAUUGUGAUUAUUCAAGAUGGCAUGUGAAACUAAGUGUUCACUCAUUGUACAUUGAGCAUUUGUCCACUUUGCUGAAAAAAAAAAACAUGUGGAAAUUUUAUGUCCGUAGUUAGUACUAGUAUUUAUUGCCUGGUUUUCAAGUGGGACUUUUUCAUGAUACAUUCAUUAUACAGGAAAUUGUAUUUAUACUAUAUAUGUAUAUUGAAGAAGAAGAUACUUUAAGGAGACAUAUGUUAUAUACAUGUGUGACAUGUAAACCUCAUUUUUGAUUGAUUUUUUUUGUAAACAGGUGGAUUUAUCUCCAGAUACGAAAGUCAGACAAAGCCAAAAAAUACACAGCAUGUACAGUGAUUGCUGAGAUUUUCACAUUAAAAAGACUGUUCUACUUGUUUCAUUAUGGUAUAAAUAAAAAUCUAACAUGCUUUCUAUCUGUAAGAAACAAAGAAAAGAUCAGAGGAUCUGCUUAUUUUAAUACGGACAAUUUCCUAGUAUAAGAGAAGUUCACUGUAGAUAAUACAUCUUGUUGUCAUGUCCUUAACUUGCUGACGGAUGGACUGAAGUCAGCUUUAAAUUGGAAAUGUACAGUGUUGUAUUUCUCCAUUCUUAUGAUAAAAUUUUAAUAUGAAUUAAUUAUAUUACAAACAUAGGUUUGAAAAAGUAACCGCGCUUGGAAAGUAGAAUUCUUUCAUGUAGGAAACCCAUCCAGCCUGAAUAUGGAAAGGUUGUUGGUAAUACCCACAUGUUCACAUAUAUUUGAAAUAAUUCCUUGAGCGGGACCUUGGGUCUUCAGCCACCAUUGAAAGCUUAAAAGUUGGCAUGUGACAUUUAUUUAUAUCUGUGUGACUUUAACCUCAAAAAAACAAUGUCAGCUGUUGAAAGUGGGACAGCUGUAACAUUGCUGUUUGUAAAUAUGUGAAGAAAAUUACAAAAUGGCAAUACCGAAAUGAAAACUGAACAUUGUAGUACAGGUCAUAUGGUCUGGCUGUAUUGAACAAAGAAUGUUUGAUAAUUUUAUAAGAAUUUUUUACCAAUAUUGACAAAUAUGGCAUGUUGUAUACACAUAAACUAGUUUCCUGAAGUGAUACUUGUUAUGUAAAUAUUAACACAGAUUUCACUUUACACAAAAUAAAUAUAUUCAAAAAUAUUAACAAAGUAUCAGGUUAAGUUGUAAUUUGAAUCAUUUAAACAGGUUUCUUUAUCCAGAAAACUAGUUAAAAAUAUUAUUGAAGAAGUUAUUUGUGUAAUAUGAUUAUACACGUAUUGACAUUUCAGUGAAAUGGUUUUGAAACAAGUUGCACUCUGUUUGUACAUGAUUUUUAAGAGCAUUUUAAUAUACUAUUAUUUAAAAGUUGACUAUGACAUGUAUGAGGUAUUAUAAAUUGUAACCUUUAGCCUGCUGAUGCCAAGUGAUUUUGCCUUUGCAAGCACUACAGAUCAAGAUCAGCCUGCACAUCUGUACAUGGGUCAGUAAAUUUUCAGUGAACAUCCCCUUUGAAUAAUAAGUGUUACUGCCUAGAUUGAAUGAUGGACCAGUCCAUUUUAGAAAUUUAGCAGGGUAAAGGUUAAACAGUCAGCUGUAUUCAUGUAUAUCAUUACAGUUACAAUAUUUUAGUUUGUACCAUGUGUUUUAAAUGUAUUAUUUUGAAGAAAAUCUGCAGGGUGUGUUUUGAUAGUGGGAUGUUGAAAAAAUGCUAAAAUUUUCUGUUUGAAUGAAAUAUUUUGAAAUGAAACGUUUAAGGCUCAAUAAAAUCUUAAGAUGUAAUCAUGCUUCAUUAUUUGUACAUGUACCAAUUGAACAGUUAGUUAAUGCAACAGUGUUAUGUAUUGACUAAUGAUUACUACUAAUAUUUCAUAAACUAGUUUUUUUUGCCCUUUAUUGUUGACAUAGCUGCCUACAUUUCACACCUGGAAACAUCCGUGGCCGAGUGAUUAUGGUCACUGACUGUCAGAUCACUUGCCCCUCACCAUUGUGGGUUCAAAUCCUUGCUUUGGAUAUUGAAGUCAGUGAGGAAGUCAUCCAACUGGCUCAUGGAAGGUAGACUCAAGUGCAUGCUUGUACCUGAAAUAAUGCUGUGCGAGCAUCUUCCUCCACCAUGAAAACCUGGAAAGUUGUAUAUGACAUAUACAUGUGUCGAUGUGACGGUAAACCCAACAAAAAAGAAAAAAGAAUUCCCUCCUGUCUGCAUCACUUGUUUGUCAUUGUACUAGAUAAGAAUGAAGAUACUGUUUUUUAAAAAGAAUUGAAUAAUUUCAAACCUCUGCCAAACCAGUGUUUAGCAAAGUACUUUCAAUUAUCAUCGAAGUUGAAACAUUUUUAAGGUGAAUAAAAAAACACACUUGACUUAUGAAAUAUUUGGCUUUAAACAUUUGUCAAUAUGAACCUGAAAUAUGUUACUUGAAAUUACUCACUGUUAGCAAUGAUGUGUCAGUACAUGUAAUGUUUUAAUUUUCUCAUUUCCUGAAAACUUCCCUUCAUCUAUCUGAUCAAAAAACCUACAUCAUCAGUACAUGCACUCUAGUAUUAUUUCAACAUUUAUACAUUAUUUUGCAAUCUUGUACUUGGAAAAAAAGUUUAGUUUAUUUGAACAACCUAUGUAAUCUUUCCUGUCAACUAUCUAGGUUCAUAGCUUUUUAUAGUUUUUUUUUUGUGGACAGAAAGUGUUUUGGUAAGAUUAAGAAAGAGUAUUGUACAUCAUAAAAACACACCAGUACACAACAAGUUAUUUUCAUAAAUGACUGAUUUCCAUAACUCAUUACUAAGUCAUUAUCUAUUGCUUUAAGUGGGUAAUUUGAAGUGUGAUUGUGUUUACUAACUGGGCAUGGUUGUCGGAAGUUGUUAACCGUUGAAUGAUGAUUGUUGGUCAUGUGUUUUAUGCAUGUUUUAUAUUUACUUGUUUGGUGAUUGACAUGGUUUUACUCUAUGUUAAGCAAGUAUAACUGCCAUUCGGUUUUUUUCCUUCAGUUUUAAACUUGUCAUCAUCGACAUGUUAAAUUGAAUUUUGCACCAUUUUUUGCAACUUCCAUUUUAUAAUUCUUUUAAAUUGAAUAUCAUUAUUAUUAAGUAACAUACAUUUUGCAUGUUGUUGUGUUAUCAAUUAGAGCAAAUAAGGAUGAUGUUAAAGUUUGUUUAUGGGUAUUUUUUAUACUACUUUGGCAUUGAUUAACUGAUUAAAGUUUUCAUAAAAAGCUGAGAAAUUGCUGUAUUUUAAUAUGAAAAAGGUCGGAAAUAUGUUUUUUUUAAACUUUUCUUGUUACAUAUACUUAGUAGUUCUUUAUUGCAUGACUCCGUAUAAAAAUUGCUGGUCUUUAGUUUGUGCUGUUGCCUGGUCUAUAGAAGAACACUAAAUUGUUUUGGGUUUAAAUAAAAUAUUGAAGAAAAAAAUAAGGAAAAUUUAUUUCUGAUGUCAUGUUAUAAAAUGGCUUGCUGGUCAAUUUUUGAAACUAUUUGUUCUCGGUCCUUCAGACCUCAUACAAGUUUUAACUAUGGAGUGGCAAGCCAUGCAAUAGGUGUGUAACAGUAAAUCUUUAGUAGCAACAGUUUUAACAAAUGUAGGUUUUCAUCAGCUCAUAUUACAAGGUUCAGUACUAAAGGAAGCACAAACUUUUAAGUUCAUGGAAAACCUUUCACCUUACUGUUUCGUCAGUUAUUUAUUUCAAAACUAAUAAUUUGCCAGAUCGUAAAAAUUUGGAACAUGUGUGAAGUUUUGGUUUUCUGUACAACUUCAGCAAUGUUGGUGAUUAAAGUGCAUAGUCAUCAUCUUUUUUUAUGAGGUAAAAUAUUUGACCGUGUUGAAAUCAGACAGCAGAAGUCACUAGUAUAAUUUUGUUUUGUUUAUUUUUUAUGCCCCCGAAGGGAGGCAUAUAGUUUUUGAACCGUCUGUCCGUCUGUCCACAAUUUUCGUGUCCGGUCCAUAUCUUUGUCAUCGAUGGAUGGAUUUUCAAAUAACUUGGCAUGAAUGUGUACCACAGUAAGACGACAUGUCGUGCGCAAGACCCAGGUCCGUAGCUCAAAGGUCAAGGUCACACUUAAACGUUAAAGGUCAUUUUUCAUGAUAGUGCAUUCGUGUCCGGUCCAUAUCUUUGUCAUCCAUGGAUGGAUUUUCAAAAAACUUGGCAUGAAUGUGUACCACAGUAAGACAACGUGUGGCACGCAAGACCCAGGUCCGUAGCUCAAAGGUCAAGGUCACACUUAGACGUUAAAGGUCAUUUUUCAUGAUAGUGCAUUCGUGUCCGGUCCAUAUCUUUGUCAUCCAUGGAUGGAUUUUCAAAUAACUUGGCUUGAAUGUGUACCACAGUAAGACGACGUGUUGCGCGCAAGACCCAGGUCCGUAGCUCAAAGUUCAAGGUCACACUUAGACGUUUAAGGUCAUAUUUCAUGAUAGUGCAUUGAUGGGCGUGUCCGGUCCAUAUCUUUGUCAUUCAUGCAUGGAUUUUAAAAUUACUGGGCAUGAAUGUGUACCACAGUAAGACAACGUGUCGCGCGCAAGACCCAGGUCCGUAGGUCAAAGGUCCUAAACUCUAACAUCGGCCAUAACUAUUCAUUCAAAGUGCCAUCGGGGGCAUGUGUCAUCCUAUGGAGACAGCUCUUGUUUCCAGUUUAAAUAAGAUAGGGUAGCAAAUGUAAUUGGGGGUUUGUUAGGAUGAACAUAUGUAGAACAGGGCUCAGUUGUACGAAACUUUAACCGGCUGUUAAACUAACUGCCAGUUAAAUGUUGAUUCAGAAUAUUAGUCUUGGUUGGAAACACUAGUAUGUUUUUAUUUUACUGUAAAGUCAUUUAAGUUUUCAUAGUUUUUAACUCGUAUAUUUCUUUUUCUAAAUCUUCUAAGAUGUCAGAAUAUAGCUAUAAAAGUUAAUUGGCCGUUAGCUUAAUUGUUUGUUAAUGUUUCGAACAACUGGUUGCAGUACUUCAUAAAAAUAUCAAAUUAUAGUCACAAAAACGUUGUAUGUUAGUGGUAAGCAUUCAAGUUCAUUUUAACGGUGAAUAUUUGAGUUAAUAAAGGGUAUUUACUAUAUGUACUGAAGCUGAAGUGAACAGUUCAAAUGUCAUUUACAUAUUGGAAGUGUAAACUUAAAUAUUGAUAGCAUGUACACAAAAUGUUAUUCUGGUAGUGUGUAAACAAAUGUUGGUAGCGUGUAAACAAAUGUGAUAAUAUUCUGUGUCUCAUAAUUUCUCAGCUCUAAUGUAAACAUAUUACAAUGUAUUACAUGGUAAAUUUUUAUUACAUUGUUAUAUUUGUCCUGUAUGUUCCCAUUCUCACACAAGUCAUAGAUAAUAAAAAGUUCUUGCAGAUUU